AUGCGGAUCCAUGCGGAUGCAAAUCACACUUCUCCACACCUUCAAAAUACAAACUAUUCGUUGAAUAAACUGAAAAUGUGAGUGUAUACGUGAGCUCGAGAUAGUGAAAUUCGUGUUUUAAGGACUGCUAUGUCUAUGAGAGGAACUCCUCGAGGUUCCGACGAGAACCUUCAGUACAGCGCUGCUAGUGAUAGUUUCUGGGACGUGGGAAAUUUCAAGCGAACAGUCAAGCGCAUAGACGAUGGUGCAAAAUUAUGCGACGAAUUCAUGAAACUUGUGACGGAAAGAGCCGAAAUUGAAGCAAAAUACGCGUUCAAAUUGAAGGCUUGGUCCAAGAAAUGGGAAGAGUGUAUAAGAAACGGUCCAGAAUAUGGUACGAUGGAAGCUGCCAUGCGAGGCACUGUGACCGAAGCGGAGUCAAGAGCAGAGAUUCACAUACUGUGUCGUGAUAAACUCAUGGAUGAAGUGCACGAGGCCAUAAAAAAGUGGAAGAAUGAAAAUUACCACAAGGGAAUCUUUCAGUGGAAGGAAACGAAAGAGGCUGAAGAAGGAUUUGCAAAGGCUCAAAAGUCUUGGGCAAAGCGACUGGCCAAGGUCGAACGGUCGAAAAAGGCAUUUCAUAAUGCCUCGCGAAACACAGAACAGGCUCAGAGGUUGGAGAGCGAAGCGAGUAAUAACGACACAGAUCCGAAAAUAGCUGAAAAACUGAAAAAGCUGCAAGACGCUACGGAAAAAGCGAAACGAGAAAUGGAAAAAUGCAGGGAAAAGUACGAAUUACGUCUAGACGAAAUAACUGGUUACAAUCCUCAAUAUGAACGGGAUAUGAUCCAAGAGUUCGAGAAGUGCCAGGAAAACGAAGACAAACGACUUGUGUUUUUUAGAGAAACGCUUGUUCAAUAUCACAGAUGCCUGGAUAUAUCGCAAAGCCCUGAAUUUUCAGGUAUUUUUGUCAGCAUGGGCCUAACAUUCCAGAAAGCAGACGCACAAUCUGAUCUGGACUGGUGGUCACGUCACCAUGGCACAGGCAUGCCUCAGAAUUGGCCUAUGUUUGAGGAGUACAAUGAGAUUCCACCUGUCAAACGGACAUUGUCCUCACGCAGCCAUGAGCAAGCAUCAGCACCACCCAGUUAUCCAGCUAAUCAGAAUCAUGUUGACGACAACACUGACUACUCUCAUCAAAAUGAGAUUAAUCCAUUCAACAAUUACACUACAACAACAAGUGAAGACUUUAGUGAUCCAUCAGCAAAAGAUGAGUGGGAUAUUGAGCCUCCUCCAAUUGAGGAUGCUGGCAUUCCCGUCAGGGCUUUGUACGACUUUCAGGGAGUGGAAGAGGAUGAACUCAACUUCAAAGAAGGGGACGUUCUCACGCAGCUAUCUUCGCAGGAUGACCAAGGGUGGUGUCAGGGAAGAUUUCAGGGUAGAGUUGGACAUUUUCCAGGGUCGUAUGUGGAACCACUAUAGAAAGCAGUUCUUUUGCUGGCACUGUGGUCUUGUUCUCCAAGGCUGAAGUUUAACUUAGCUUGUAAGCUUAGUCUUGGCUGAUGACCAAGUGAUUCCACCCUUCAAUGAUGUAAUCCUGGUAGCGUAGGUCAAAGCCAUUAAUUUAGUUAAGGUGUAUACAGUUUAAGUAUCAAGUCUCUGACGGAAUCAGAAAAACUUGAUUGAUUGGACAAAUCGUAGUGAAUAGUCGAUAAAUCUAUAUGACCAAUGUACACUGUAGUGGUCAUAUGAAAAGGAACAUAUUUGAAAUUAAUUUGGGUGCAAGAACGAAUUUGCUAGCUUGUAAAUAUUAUUAGGUUCUAUGUUAGAAAUCUAGAUUACAAAUAAGAGAUUCAAAACAAUCCUCCAUUUUGGGGAACUAAGUUAAGGAACAGUCUUGUUUCCAGGAGCAUAAGGGAAAAUUCUGCCAAUAUUUCAAAAUUCACUCCAUGUGUAGGGUUAUGCAUCAGCAGAGCCCUGAGACAAUGUUGGUUUCUGGUGAAACUGUUGUGCUUCAGUAGAGGGCAAGUGAAAUACUUUGGUCAUGUAUAUUAUUUACAACUUGAAAUUGAUAAAGGUAAAUUAAUAAUUAUUAUGGUAAUGAAUUAUAAAGCUGAAGUUUUGGGUGUCUAUGAAGCAAAAGUUUUUGCAAAUUUUUUCAAAUUCACUAUGGUAGUUAACAUACCUUUAAAGGAAAAGGUCACUCCAAAAACCGUAUAGGUUUUGUCAACGCUGAUAAAAACCUCACACUAAGUUUAGCCACUCACCAAAGUUUCAGCCUCUAAAGUGCAGGUUUUCCUUAUGAAAUACGUCUCCAAAGGAGCCCAAAUUUCGACAUUGUUGCCGCCAUUUUGAACAGUACUCUGCAGCCAGGCUGCGUUUUCGUGACGUCAUUCUGUCCAACAGAUUUUGUCCA
Orbicella faveolata is the source of this 2395-nucleotide messenger RNA. RefSeq names its product protein kinase C and casein kinase substrate in neurons protein 2-like. Gene Ontology annotation, molecular function: protein binding; phospholipid binding. Gene Ontology annotation, cellular component: plasma membrane; cytoplasm; endosome. Gene Ontology annotation, biological process: regulation of endocytosis; plasma membrane tubulation; cytoskeleton organization. NCBI's taxonomy places the organism in Eukaryota, Metazoa, Cnidaria, Anthozoa, Scleractinia, Merulinidae. The record is from RefSeq and is a predicted model, not a curated record.